Messenger RNA from Musa acuminata AAA Group (dessert banana), 2260 nucleotides. RefSeq names its product O-fucosyltransferase 7-like. The record is from RefSeq and is a predicted model, not a curated record. The transcript is spliced from 13 exons. Bases 257 to 1831 code for a protein of 524 amino acids. Gene Ontology annotation, cellular component: cytoplasm. NCBI's taxonomy places the organism in Eukaryota, Viridiplantae, Streptophyta, Magnoliopsida, Zingiberales, Musaceae.
AAGCGGGGGGAGGGAGGGGCACAGUGGGAACGGCAGUGUGGCGGUGCUGGCACUGGAAGAAGGACAGUUGGAAAGCCUCUCUUCUCCUCUCUCUCUUUCUCUCUCUAUCUCUCUCUCACGCACUCUAUCCCAUUCAUCCACAUUUCCUUCGUUCUUUCUCUGUUGGUUUCUUUGUUUUCUCCUCUGCCUUCUCCCUUUAUAAAGUGGCACGCAGAGCAGGACCAGAGCGAGUGACAAGGAGGGGAAAACGGGCAGGAUGCAGCGGCGCAGGUCGACGCCAGCCGGACUCUGGGCCCUGCGGUGGGCCCUGACCUGCGCCAUCGGCGCCAUCGCCGUCGGCGCGCUCGUGGCAGUCCACGUGUUCCUCCUGCCCUCCGCCGCCGUCCCCGACGCCUUCAAGCUCACCAAGCAACGUGAGGUGGGAUACCGGCGAAAGGCGAGCGAGCUCAGCUGGACGCAGGAGAUCGCGCCACCCCAACUUGCCAAGCUUAAGAUUUCCACUCAGAAGGUGGGCAGCAUGAGGGAGGGAGAUUCCGGUUUCGAGAAGCUGUGGAAGCCUCCUUCGAAUCGUUAUUUUGUGCCCUGUGUGGCUCCCAGCUCUUCUUAUCUUCCUCCAACGCGGUCAAGGGGCUACUUGCUAGUUCAUGCCAAUGGGGGGCUAAACCAAAUGCGGGCUGGGAUAUGUGACAUGGUAGCUGUUGCACGAUUGAUCAAUGCUACACUUGUUAUUCCUCAACUUGAUAAGAGAUCAUUUUGGCAAGAUUCUAGCAAUUUCUCCGAUGUGUUUGAUGAAGAACAUUUUAUCCGCACCUUGGCCAAUGAUGUUAAAAUUGUAAAGAAACUUCCUAAAGAAUUGAUGACAACUGCAAAAGCAGUAAUACAUUUCCGAAGCUGGUCAGGACUGGACUACUACCAAGAUGAGAUAUCACGCAAGUGGGAUAAUUACCAGGUUAUCAAAGCUGCUAAGUCAGAUUCACGUCUUGCAAAUAAUAACCUUCCUUCUGACAUUCAGAAACUUCGUUGCCGUGCUUUUUACGAGGCUCUCAAAUUUUCUCCACAGAUUGAGGCUCUAGGAAAAUUGUUGGUGGAGAGAAUGAGGUCUUAUGGUCGUUAUAUCACUUUGCACUUACGUUAUGAGAAGGACAUGCUUGCUUUUAGUGGGUGUACGUAUGGCUUGACACCUGCGGAAUCCGAUGAAUUGGCAAGGAUUAGAGAAAAUAUUUCCUAUUGGAAGGUCAAAGAAAUAGAUUCACAAGAACAAAGGGACAAAGGAUAUUGCCCAUUGACCCCAAAGGAAGUUGGGAUCUUUCUUUCUUCUCUAGGAUAUCCAUCAAAUACUCCAAUAUACAUUGCAGCUGGAGCAAUAUAUGGAGGGGACUCUCAUUUGGCUGAUCUACAUUCUCGUUUUCCCAUUUUAUUGAGCAAGGAGAAACUAGCAUCAGCUGAAGAGCUUGGACCUUUCAAAGAUUAUGCAUCUCAAAUGGCAGCAUUAGACUACAUUGUAUCAGUGGAAAGCGACGUCUUUAUCCCUUCAUACUCAGGGAAUAUGGCAAGGGCAGUUGAGGGUCAUCGCCGUUUCCUUGGUCACCAGAAAACUAUUAAUCCUGACAGAAAAGCUCUUGUUCAUCUGUUUGAUAUGAUCAACCAAGGAUCUCUUAAAGAAGGGAAGAAGCUGUCAAAUAUCAUCACAGAGAUUCAUAGAAGACGGCGAGGUUCUGCCCGCAAAAGGAAAGGUCCUAUUCCUGGCACGAAGGGCAUAGAGAGGUUUCGGUCCGAAGAAGUAUUUUACGAGAACCCUCUACCCGAUUGUUUGUGUCAGCAGCAACCUUAACAAUUGGCCGAUGGCUUGGCAAAUUCGACACGGUCCAGCUAAGCAUCUCGCAUGACCGAUGAGGUGUUGGAAUUCUGAUAGGGCUGUGGAUUUUGUACAUGUUUAAGCCUAUCAGCAAAGUGGAGAUCAAUCACAGGACCACUUUGUUGGGAGGAACUAAGGAAGUUGAUCUCGUUUUGUAUACCUGAAGAAAUAGAACCUGGUGGCUUGGAUGGAUGGAGGCUGCGAUUUGGCCAAAGCAACAACUGCAAUUGCUCACACCAUUGCUGCAACAUUUACAACACAAAUGUACCAUUUGGAAAGGACAAAACACACAGCAUUGGUUGUCUUCUUCCGUGUGAACUGCACUGUCAUAGAGAUUUCCAAAAUGCACUUGUCAUACAAAUUGCUACUAUUAAGCUGAAUGGUCAAAGAAUCUGAUUGACUGAC